Molecule: messenger RNA, 4531 nt
Organism: Sinocyclocheilus grahami
Lineage: Eukaryota; Metazoa; Chordata; Actinopteri; Cypriniformes; Cyprinidae
Product: lysine-specific demethylase 2A-like
Exons: 20
Coding region: 74-3652 (1192 amino acids)
Molecular function (GO): protein binding
Source: RefSeq, a predicted model, not a curated record
GGGCACUGCAGAGGCGAUAGGAUGACCGAGGAGAACAGAUGGCAGAGUUUCUCAUUUUGAAAGAAAGGCAGGGAUGGAGAAUGGGCAGGAGAACCUUACGCUUGUUGAUGGAGGAAUGUUGUUGAUGAGACGCAGAGGCAGGAAGAGGAAAAGCCAGCAGAGGGAUGAAGAUGUGACACUGAAGCGGUCUGGCACACGGCGGCGUUACCAAGACGAUGGUCUUUCCGAUGAAGAGAUUGAUGGAAAGAGGACUUUCGAUCUGGAGGAGAAGCUCCACAGCAAACGCUUCAGCUCAGACCGAGUCAAGCGCAUGGAGGGCAAAGACCUCACAUAUGAGUACAUUCAGAGAUGUGGGCUUCGGGACCCCAUCAUCUUUGAGAGACCUGAUGGACUUGGCAUUAAAAUGCCAGAUCCAGACUUCAGUGUUAAUGAUGUGAAGUCGUUAGUCGGAAGUCGGCGUAUGAUUGACGUGAUGGAUGUGUCUACUCAGAAGGGGACGGAGAUGUCAAUGAUGCAAUGGAAUAGCUAUUAUGCGACUCCUCCCUCUCAGAGAGAGAAGCUUUAUAAUGUUAUCAGCCUUGAAUUUAGCCACACUAAACUAGAGAGCUAUGUCAAAAGACCUACCACGGUGGACAUGAUUGACUGGGUGGACAACAUGUGGCCAAGACACUUAAAGGAAAGACAAAGAGAUGCCACAAACUCUAUCACUGACAUGCAAUACCCCAAAGUGCAGAAGUACUGCCUAAUGAGCGUGCAGGGCUGUUACACAGAUUUCCACAUAGACUUUGGAGGCACAUCUGUGUGGUACCACAUACUGCGGGGCUGCAAGGUGUUUUGGUUAAUCCCGCCCACGCCACAAAACCUGGAGCUUUAUGAGAACUGGGUGUUGUCAGGGAAACAAGGCGACAUCUUCCUUGGUGACAAGGCCACUGAUUGCCAGAGGGUUGAGCUCAAGCAGGGCUACACGUUCAUUAUUCCAUCAGGUUGGGUCCAUGCGGUGUACACCCCAGUAGACACACUUGUGUUUGGUGGGAACUUUCUACAUAGUUUUAACAUCCCCAUGCAACUAUACAUCUCCAACAUUGAGGACAGGACACGGGUGCCAGCUAAGUUCCGGUAUCCAUUCUUUCAUGAGAUGUGCUGGUAUGUGUUGGAGCGUUAUCUGUACAGCGUGACCAACACCUCCCACCUCAUCCCUGAGUUUCAGAAACACUCUCUGGGAAUUGACUUGAGGCGGGAAGACUCAGGUUGUGAGGAACUAAAUGGCCAUGCUGAAGAGGAAAGGGAUGAUAACGAUGCUCCAUCUCCACCUAAUGCACCAGGGGUGAAGCUACACUUGACUCCUUUUGAGCUGAAGGGGCUGUGGCACCUGGUGGAGAACUUGGAGUCGCUGCCGUCACAUAAGAAGUGCGUGCCUUCAGGAAUACACAAUGCUGCUGCCCUGCUACAUGACAUACGGGCAUUAUUGAAAGAACAUGCUGAUGACAUCCCUGAACUCUCUUACACUGGAAAACCCAUUGUCAGAUGGCCAAAGAGGACAUCUGGUGAGGGAGUGGUAAACAAAGACCUACCGAGCUGCUGGGAGUGUCCUAAAUGUAUUAUGGGCAAAGAGACAGAUUCUGAGUCGUCAGGCAGCGGUGAUGACAUCACGGCACAGGAUGGGUCAGGGGGGCGAGGGGGCGAGGGCGGGGCAUGGCACGGGGUCGGGCGGCCCCCCUCUUCUCUCUCUCACGGGUCGCUCCAGAAACGGGCCGCAGCCCCUGAGCAGCGGCUCAGGAAGCGGCUACAAUUGGAAGGUGGUAAAACACAUAAACGCAAGUCUUCAUCUCUUGAUCCUCGCGUGGCUAAGAUCUAUCGGCGACAUGGGAUGGAACACGAUGAUGAUUCAGGCAGCGAUGACGAUAGUUGCAAGAUGUCAUCAGUCCGGGGCAGGGUCUCUUCAUCCCGCCGAGGUUAUGGAGCUGGUAGGCGAGGUGUUUGGAGAGGCUCCUCGCAUCGAGGGAGUCGAGGGAGAGGCAGCUUGGCAACAAGAUCGCUGAAAAUGAGGAGGGGACUCGGAGCAAGAGCGGAGAGAGGGGGUCGGGUUAGGUUAAGAGGAGGAUCCCACAUGAGGCGACGGCGCUAUGAAACAGAAGACGAUGAUGACGAUGAUGAAGAUGACGAUGAUGAUGAGGAAGAUGAUGAUGAGGAUGACAGUGAUGAAGAGAGACAUCUUGGCCGGUCAGAUAAGGAGCAUCGUUCAAGGAGACGUAGGCGGAGAGGUGAUGACUAUGAUGAUGAUGAAGACGACGAGGAUGAUGAUGAGGAAGACAGUGAGGAACAGGACUUUGAAGGAGAGGAUGAUGAGAUGGAAGACUUGGAUGGAGGAGAGGAAGAUGAUGAGGAUGGAGGGAACCAAUCAGACUCUGAUCCUGACCCACCCGUCUUACUAGUCUCAGACUUGAAUGAUGACCUGCUGAAUGAUUCCUACCUGACUGUGACCCUCCAGCGUCCUCCAAAGGCCAAACGUGACCCCGGUUCCAUUGUACCCAAACUGGAGGCGGCUAUGUCUCCCCGAACACCUAGGGGUCCUGGCUUCAACCAGCGUAAAACGCUACCCAGGACCCGUCUCAGGAACAGCACCUCAACACCAGCCGGAAAUGGUGUCUCUCAAUCCAAAAGCGUCCACACGUCCGGCCGCCCCACAAGGCGGAGCUCCAACCAGGGUGGUCGAGAGAGAGACACAGCGUCACCGUCCUCUAUGUCUUCUCGUUCCUCUGUUUCUCCGCCACCUCCUCCUCCAGCCAUCGCCACUUCUCCUCCUUCCCUCCUCUCUCAUCCCUCAUUCUGUGAUGUAGGAAACGAGCGUGGCUGUGAAAAGGACAUUUGGAUGUCAGUGUUCCGUUACUUGGGUCGGACUGAUUUGGCUGUGUGUAUGAGAGUCUGCAAGGCUUGGUACAAGUGGUGUUGUGAUAAGCGCUUGUGGACACAGAUAGAUCUGAGUCGAUGUCGGGCACUCAGUCCUCAGGCUCUGUCAGCCGUCAUAAAACGACAACCUGUGACACUUGAUCUCUCAUGGACACCAGUAUCAAAGAAACAGAUUGCCUGGCUCAUUCAUCACCUCCCAAGUUUGAAAGAUCUAAUAAUGUCAGGUUGCUCCUCAUUAUGUGUGUCAGCGUUAAGUUCACAGAGCUGUCCGGGUUUGCGAACACUUGACCUGAGCUGGACCGUGGGUGUCAAAGAUUCACAAAUAAAAGACCUCAUUGUGCAGCCAGGCAGUGAAAGUCGCAGUCGGCUGAGAGGUUUGCUCACUCUGAGCUUGGCUGGUUUGGAUGUGAGCGACUCCACCUUGAAGAUGAUCGUUAGACAUAUGCCUUCACUGCGCCGGUUAGAUUUGUCCCACUGCCAGGGACUCACAGACCAGUCCAUCAACCUGCUCACCGCUACUGGCUGCAACACUCGCAACACACUCAGACAGCUUAAUCUUUCAGGUAGUAAUAAGUUGACAGAUGCUUGUCUGUCCUAUAUGAAGCGAUUAUCAGCUCUGGCUCUGUUGGAUCUGCGGGGCUGUAGGAACGUGACUCGACGCGGCUGUGAUAACUUCAUCUCUGACCUGUCCCACUGCACCGUAUUCUGUCUGACCGAGGACAAACUCAUUCAGAGAAUAUCAUAACAUGCACACAUAAAAACACACGCACAGCUCUGCUUGGCGAGCUCACAAGUGCUCCAUCCCACUCAAUACAGGCUCAUCUGGCCUGAAUGGGAGGAUGAGGCUGAAGAAAAGAGACUGAUGGAAGGAUAUGGCCGUUGUUCUAGUAGAAGGGUAAAAACAGGCUGACAGGAGAGGAUAGUUUCACCGCCGUCUUCAAGUGAAGUGUAGGAUUUUAUUCCCACAACCCAUGAGACCGAUCCAGACACAUUCAGCGUGUGGCUUUUUCUUCUUCUCUGGGCAUUCAGCCUAAUCCAAAGUGACUCCUAUACUACAUAAUCUAGCCCAGAUGGGAUUUGGUGAAUGAGGAAGGGAUGGUUUGAUCAGAGAUUCAGUCCUGGUGUGGCCACUGAUGUUCUGAUGAUUUGUUGGUGCAGACGAGUUGAAGCAAGGAGAAAGAAAAUGACAGACAUGGCACAUCCUGAUACUUCUCAUCCACCACAACUUGAUCAAAGAAUGUAGUGGCAGCACAGGAUGAAUCUGAAUCAUAGAGACUUCAGCAAACCGAUCCAGAUCGUUCACUCAUGCUUUCUUUGUGACUUUGUCUGAACUUAAAUGUUGGUCGUUCAACCUUUCUGAAGGUUCUGCUGCCUGGAUGUUUGUAGACAUUUAACACUCCACACUAAGUUUUUACUCUCUCGUACCAGUCACUCUUUCUUUGUUUUUUUCCAUCUGAUGUUUUGUACUUUUGCUUGCUGUCAUCUCAAAUAGGCGAUUCACCUACCCUAUCUAAACUAGGAAAGGGUUGCUCACAGUUGACACUUAGUUGUUCAUUUACCCUUGGAAAGCUAUAAUUUAAAUGCAACUUGUAGCAACACAAUAGCAAUUAUUUUCUGAGGACUU